ACAGAUGUCAGGAUGACGGGAACAUAGGAAUGCUUGUCGGUUGUUGACAAUUUUCGUCUCGUUGGUUUUUCUUAGGAGUUUUAUUUUGGUGCUUUGAAAAUACUAAAGAUGGAGGUUCCUGAGACCGUGCGGACAACAUGUCGAACUUGUGCCGUUCAGAAAGAUAGCGAAACAUUCACUCCACUUUUCGCCGGGCCUACAUCAUGUCAACGAGCAAGAGAAGAUGUCUUGGCGGAAUUGUAUGCAUUCAGCUUGAAGAUAAGCGAGGAUGAUGGACUUCCACAACAAAUAUGUUCCGCAUGUUUGGACAAUUUCAAUUUCAUCGUACAGUUUCGUGAUCAUUGUAGAGAAGCCCAAGAUGUAUUAGAGGCAAUUUACGUUCGCAAUGAUAAGAAUACAAUUGACGUGAAAGUGCUUCAAGAAUAUGACGAUAAUUUCGUGAAGGCAGAACCUGAACUAAUAAAAUUAGAAGAAAUCCCAGCGAACUCCACUAAAAUCGAGGAAAUAAACGUUGAUGCGCAGUUUUAUGAAGACGAAGAUCGAUGGGAAAGUGAAUAUUUGAUGACGGACACUCCUAUCAACAAUGGGCACGAUGGUUCGGAAAAGACAUCGUCAAAGGAAAGUUCCUUAAAUACACGAAAGGCUCAGGACAGCGAUAGCGACUCAGAUGACAUACCACUAAAAGACUACAUGAAAGGAGUCACAAAAGUUAAAAAAGCAACUAAAAAAACAAGAUCGCCAACAAAGGAGGGGAAGGAUUCCCCAGACAGCAAACAAAAGGAAGUCACUCCGAAACCCACUUUUCCCUGCAAUCAUUGCGGUAAACCAUGCAAAUCAUUAUCAACCUUAUCACGUCACAUUAGAGUAUGUUCCGAACGGUCAGAGCUUCCUUGUUCAAUAUGUACAGUUGCGUUCCAAUCUAGAGAGCUUCUUGAUAAACACAUGACCGACGCACAUCCUAAUGGAGGCGAACCAAUGUGCCCAAUAUGUUCAAAAACGUUUGCAAGUACCUCUAAUCGGGAUUCACAUAUAGCAACUGCGCACAAUACUGAAAAAGAAUAUCAUUGCGAUUUAUGUGAAAAGUCAUUCAGGACAAAUAUUUAUCUGAAAUAUCACAAGACGCGGCAUCAUCAGGAUUGCGAAAAUGAAUGCUCCAUUUGUCAUCAGAAAUUCUCGAACUGGAAUAAAUACCGUUAUCACUGGACCCAUGCUCAUCCGGAAAAUAUGAAAUUCAAAUGUAAAUAUUGUGAAAAGCCAUUUGCAACGCAGUUCGUUAUGCGUGUUCAUGAACGAUCUCACACCGGAGAAAGACCAUUUUUGUGCAACCAGUGCGGUGUCGCUUUCCGUUAUCGAACGCAAUUCCUGGACCACAUGAAAACUCACGAAAGUAAGCGUGAUAUAGCAUGUGAUAUGUGCGGUUUAACAUUUUAUACGAAUCGUCAGUUGUCUAAUCACAAACGCAAACACAUGAGCAAAAAUCACGCGUGUGAAAUAUGCGGCGAAGCGUUCGCCUACAAGUUAGAUCUCUACGCACAUAAAUACAAUGAACAUAAAAUCGCUGAAUACAAUCCAAAACGUAAAACUAAUUACCCGUUUAAUUGCCCAAAAUGUUCAAAAGGAUUCUCAGUGUUAACGAGUUUAUCGAAGCAUAUAAAAAUUCAUACAGAUACCGAACGUAAACACGUUUGCCCACAUUGUGGAAAUGGAUAUAAACGAUCCGAUCACCUAAAGUUGCAUAUUAAACGUAUGCAUUUGAAGAUAACGGAGCACAAAUGUGAAGUAUGUGGAAGGGAAUAUCUGGAGAAAUGUGCGCUACGAGCGCACAUGGUGGUGCAUGACAGUGCCAGGCCAUUUACAUGCACUAAAUGUCCUGCUUCGUUCAAACGGCAACGGUCCUUGAAAGAUCAUAUGCUGAAACAUGAAGGCAGAAAAGAAUAUGCUUGUGGCAUUUGCGAUAUGCGGUUUUUCAAUCGUACCAUAGUUGUGUUACAUACGCAAAGGGUGCACUCCGAUUCACAAAAACAAUUUAUGUCAGAAUUGGUGCGAAAAGAACUAGAGGAAGCGACAUCUAGAAUAGACAGUAACGAGCCUAGCGAAGAAAUGAAAGAUGAUUUGAUAAAUGUUUGAAUUUAAAGAUUAGAAAGUCACAACUUUGUAUUUAAAUUUAAGAGAAUUGAUGAAAAGAAACGCAUUUUUUGCAUGCCUUUUACAUAUAACGAAAUUUUGAUUAAGUUCUAUUUUUUUUAGUAACGUCUCUCGUAAAUAUAAGAGAUUGAUUCCAUUCGGAGAAUGACUUGAUUUCUCUUGUUUAUUACUUAAUCAAAUAAACGAUGCGAUUCGAGCAGACUGAAUAAUA
Molecule: messenger RNA, 2356 nt
Organism: Hermetia illucens (black soldier fly)
Lineage: Eukaryota; Metazoa; Arthropoda; Insecta; Diptera; Stratiomyidae
Product: zinc finger protein 2 homolog
Exons: 8
Coding region: 109-2127 (672 amino acids)
Biological process (GO): regulation of DNA-templated transcription
Cellular component (GO): nucleus
Molecular function (GO): DNA-binding transcription factor activity, RNA polymerase II-specific; zinc ion binding; RNA polymerase II cis-regulatory region sequence-specific DNA binding
Source: RefSeq, a predicted model, not a curated record